Molecule: messenger RNA, 5749 nt
Organism: Pangasianodon hypophthalmus (striped catfish)
Lineage: Eukaryota; Metazoa; Chordata; Actinopteri; Siluriformes; Pangasiidae
Product: dynein axonemal assembly factor 8
Exons: 30
Coding region: 332-4954 (1540 amino acids)
Molecular function (GO): dynein complex binding
Source: RefSeq, a predicted model, not a curated record
GCCAGUGACCUGCGUUUCUGAAAGAUUAAGUUCAGAGAUUUAUAUCGAAUUAAAUAUAUUCAGUUGUAGUCGGUUCCCUGUGCGCUCCACAGUGAGAAUAUGCCCAUUAUUAACUGAAUACGCUAAUUUAUUGAGAAAUAGAAGAGAGAAACUCGAGCAUUAAGGGAAAGUCCAUUAUAAACUACGCAUGAAGAGUCGCGCGCUGAAUAACGCUCCCUGUCUCCUAGGCAACAGCAGAGCAGCGUCACGCUGUGAAACAGGCUAGUGCUAGUCAGCUAGCUCUUUAGCUUCCAUACAACACUCAAGAGAAAAAGAGAAAAAUACAUCCAAAAUGCAGAAUAGCUCGUUUUUUGACAGCAUCAAAUCUCAGCUCCCUUCCCCUGAUUUUGACUCAUCAUCCUCGUCAGACAAUGAAGAAGAACUAUCUAUUUAUCAGAGACCAUCUCUCUUCAAGUUUCCUGAUGGGACAGAAUUUAACCUGGACGUCUUGUCAUUGGAGGAACUGGGAACUGAGGAUCUCCUCGAACCAGAAACUCAGCCAUUCCCUGACGUCUAUGAUAAUGGUUUAAACAAUCAGGAAGAUGAUGUUACACCUCAGCUCUCUGUAGAGCACAGAGACAAUUUAGCUCAAGUUGCUACAGGUCUUCAAUUCGAAAAAUCUACUGUCAACUCACCAGAACCAGAAAAACUCACCAAUAAAUCUGAGGAGCAUCCAAAAUCACCUACUCUUGUGCACCAAGAGAAAAAGAGCAACUCAGACACGAAGGUUGCUGAAGGAACGUCAUUAUCAGAGUGUACAAAACCUAAAAGUGAACGAUUUCUCCAGACAUCUGGAGAAGUCUGUAAAACACAAUCUGUAGAAAAGAAAGAGCAGAUACAUACACGAUCGUAUCCUGUUUUGUCUUUGAAACCUCUAGAGAACUGGGAUCUGGAUCUGGUUCUGCAGUCUCUUAAGCAACAUGGCCAUCGCAAACACACCACUAAACAAGAAGAGCUGGACUUCUAUCAGUUGUUUAAAUAUACAGAUGAUAGCAGAAAAACAUCAGAGGUUAACAUAAUGGAGCAGUUGGCUGCUUACUGCAGGAGACAGGCAUGUAAGGAUACAGAGACAGAGACAAUCAGUGUAUCUAAGAGAAGUUCUAGUAGAUCUACAACCACAAGAAAGGCUGCUGGACAGACAGAUGAUUUUAAUGAUAUUUCAAGUAGACUACAUUUGAAAAAUAAGGAUCCUCCCACUAUAUAUAUUGAUUUGCGCAACACAGAGCAUCAGACAAAAUCAACAGUUAUUUUUAAUACAUCCACACACGCACAGGAGGAUCUACCAAAGCAAGUCGUAUCCACUGAGAGAGUAGGAGACAAACAUACAGAGGCAGUAAAUAAAACAAGGAUGCUUUCUGGGAAGAGUUUAUUACUCCAAAAAAUAAAAGAGGCAAACCAAACCAGGCCAGAAAGCUCUUUCAAAAGGAAAAUUCCUGAAGAUUCUGCCAAGCCUGCAGAAGAAAUGACCUCUGGAGUAGUGGAAGCUUGGCACAGAAGUGUAAAUGCACCUUCUGAUAAACAGCCGAGCGGACCAGCUCCCAUUACGACUGCAUGUGAUGAGUCUAUAGCAUUGACUGAUAAAACACUAAAGGCUGCAGUUCAGUCACAAAAGGAUGAGAGCAGUGACCACAUGCAGAAGAACAGAGCGCAGCGGCAACAGUAUCUGAAGUAUCUACUCACCUUCAGGCCACAGCAAUCUACAAACAGAAAGCAGAGUGCUGCUGAGAUGACUGACGUUCUUUAUGAUACUGAUGGAUCUUAUCUUCCAUCAGUUAGCACUCUGCCUUCCUACCUCAAAAGCAGCGAGUGUUUGCUUUUAAUGGUGCCCCUCUUGAGCCCUGGUGUGGUGGCAGGACAAACAAAAGAAAAGGCACAGACAGUGGAGUCAACAUCACUCUUAUCACAUGUUUACAAUUCCCUGAUAGCGUGGUUCAUGUCAUUGGCCAAACCCAGCAGCUGUAGCGCAGACGACAGUGUGACAAACACUGCGCCAUUUUGGGUCACUGGGCUGCAGCAGUUCUGGAAGAAUGAUUCCUUAGUACUUUACAUCUGCGCUGUGCCUCCUGACGAAACCGCGUCUCCACGCAAAUUUCAGAACAUGAAGAGGGGCUGGACAUCAUUCCAUCAGCGAGUGUCAAAAUUCCUGGCUCAGACUCAGCUGAGGACAGUGGCAUCCUGGCUGCCAGAGCUUAACCACCUACUGGAACAGCAAGCUCAUCCUGCACUCGUCUCUUUGCCCUCUUCAAGGCUUGACUGCUUUGUCUCAAUUAGCUCUGACAAAGAGCCUGCCAAAGAGGCCUUUGGAACAAAUCCUGGUUUCUACUGGCAGACACUCAGCAUUCAAGAACAAAUAUGUCAGUGGGCAGAGGCCACGACUUCUCAGCAGCCUCACACUGAGGUAAUGUUGGCUUUGGUGUACCAGGGAAUGUUUCAUAACCCACUGGCAACACAUCAUACCCUUCAGCUUCUGUUCAGCUCAGGCCUGGAUGUGUGCGGCCUCCGCUUCGCCUACCCUUGUAAAGAACUCCUAGCUAACAGUGCAGUGCUUGGGAUGAGUGGGCAGAGAUGGUUUUCCGAGCAGCCAUUGCUUGCCAUGGCUAUCCGUGGUCCUCGCGCUAGGGCAGUGUGGCAAGAGAUUACUGGGCCCUCAGACCCCAUGCUGGCACGCAAGACUGACCCAGCCUCUAUUAAUGCCCUACACUGCCACUGCCAAGAGCGCACUCUGUUCCACUCCCCACGCCUGGACAGUCUAGUUCACUUGGGUUUGUGUGUGUGGUUUGGUGGGAGACUGCCAAAUAAUGAUCCCAGGAUGACUGCCCAGGUUCAGUGUUCUAGUGAUAGAGGAGACACAGCCUCUUCACCUACUAUGCUUUGUGCCACAGCAAAAGCGGAUGUCUUUCUGCUCGUAUCUCCAGUGGUUCCACCAUGUUGUUACAGCUUUGUGCUGGCUUCAUGUGCAAAGAGAGGCUUCCAGCUGACGGGGCUGCAGAGAGUGCAGAUAUCCAAUAUGAGAGCUUCAUCCCUCGGCCUCAACACUGAGCAGAUGUUGACCUUCUGUCAUGCACCUGUGGUGAGCAUGGAUGAAGCACUGCUUGAACUCUUCUCUCACUGCCUGGUGCUGUUGCUGAGGAGAGAGAAUGCACUCCGCCACACUGCCAACCUGCCUACAGGUUUGAUGAACGAGCUGGCUUUGCAAGGCUUAGUGGGACUGCUUCGUACCAGACUGCCAGGCAGCGUUCACCUCACAUCAGAUCUCUGCUUUCAUGCCAUACCUUAUAUGGAAGACCUCUUCAACUUUCUUGGAGACCACAUGUGGACGGUACCAGACUUCAGCCCUGUGGUCCUUUCAAAGCACAGAUAUCCUUCAUGCAGUGAGACAGAGCAGAUUGUGAUUCUCACACUGACUGGUCACAACAUCAUGGAGAAGGGCAUGAGUCUGCUUCACAAGGUUCUCAGGGGAAAUCAAGCAGGAGGAGUGGGUGAGGACAGAUUUGAGUUGUUGGCUCUGAAAUGGCUGCCCACGCUGUCCUGGCAGCAGGCGCAGGAGCUGAGCCCUUUCGAGGUCAGUGAGCGCCAGUGGCACAAUAGUGUGGUAAGCCUGGUCUCCUGUCCGGCCCUGGUCUGUGCCGUUAGAAGGCCGCAGGCAUUCACCAAUAUGCAAAGACUUUUACCACAAGACUAUCCUGGAGAUCUGAGUGUGCUGAUGUCAUCCACCCCUGAAAUGGCCUUCAGACAAGCCACCCUUUUCUUUACCAAGACAGAGAUGAUCCCAGAUCACAGCAGCCGAAUUAUGUUUAAAUUUCUGCCACCUCCAACCAUAGGCUCUGCAAGUCAGUCCUUGUUCAGCUGCAUGACAGAAGGUUCACAGCCUCUCCUCACUUUGGCAUUGUUCAAGCCUGGUGUCUGGAGUCAUUACUUGGGCAAAAUUCUCAGCAAGAUCCAGCAAAACAGCUUCACUGUAGUGGGCUUGCGCAUGCUUGUGCUCAACUCAGAGAUGGCAAACACACUGAUGAACGUAUCAGAACAUCAGGAUUUAAUAAAUGGAAACCAUCUGGGUGAGCCUUCUGAGAGAGACUUGGAAUUGAAGUACCUGACAUCAGGACCUGUUCUGGCAUUGUGCCUACAGAGGGUGAAUGCUGUUAAGAGGCUCCUGGAGUUGUUGGGCCCUGAGGAUCCAGCUCAAGCACGACUUGAAGAUCUCCACUUCUGGAGGGCCAGCUACGGCACUGACAGAUUGCAUAACGGCAUCUAUGGAUCAGUUUCUUAUCCGCAGGCUGUGCAGGAUUUAAAGCUGAUGUUCCCAGAAGGUGUAUGCUGCACAGAAACAUCAGUCAUGAAGCAUGAGCAGAUACGCUGUUUGAGAUCAGACCCAGUGGCUAGUCUGGAACGGCAGCAGUCUCAUACCAUCGCUAACUCGGCCAAAAACAACCUCUUCCAGUCUCUCAUGGAGAAGUCAGAAUUGAUUGGAGCAGGGUUCUCAGUGCGCAGUGCUCUCUGCCAGACCACGUGCCUCAUUAUGCCCUCGUGUGUACUCCAGCUGAGCCGCCCACCUCUUCACCUGGAUCUGCUGCAACGACUGCUAAGCUCAGGCUGCCACGUGGUGGCCGGGAGACUCUGCUCACUAGACCAAACCCAAAUAACUCACCUGUCUCUGUUCCUGAUGCCCACCACUGGUAAAGAGCUUAAAGAACCUCUUCUGUGUGAGGGACCAUGUCUUCUUCUCGCUCUGCAAAUGGACAACAUCGUGACAUGCUUUGAUUUGAUUCUUGAAAGGGUUUGUCGGGAUAUGCCAGACUUGGAGAAAGUAAGGAAGAUGCUUCUUUACCCCGGCACUGAACCUGAGGCAGUGAAGUUACUGUGCUACCUGUUUGAUGUUCUCUCUCCUGACAGUCACCACAGCAUAGUGCCGCAAUAAUCUGCAUCAAUAUACCGUUACUAAAGUGUGAUCAAUGAAUAUUUUAUUUUACAUUUUGCUAUAAAUUGCAUGGAAAAUGUGUAUUUUAAUUUUGCGCAUAUAUCCGUGGUGUUACAGGUUGUGUAUUAAAACCACUUCAAGUGUUUUAAAGGAAUUUUGAAGCUUUUUGUGUUGCUUUAUUACAGAAAUGCUUAAUACAGUCUGUGGCUUUAUGAGGAUUUGUUGUGCAAUUCAAGUCAUUUUAAGAGCUAAAGGAAAGUGGUCCAAAAGUUAUUGAAGAAAAAAAUCUACUUCAGACAUUUGACCUUACUGUGACCUUGACCCUGUUUAGAUCAAUUCCAAAAUCGAAUCAGUUCAUCUGCUGCUUAUCGAGAUAACUUCACGUCAAUCCUACAAACUUUCAACAAAUCGUUCUUGAGAUAUCACUCUAACAACAACAUGGACAACCUGAAAACCUCACACAAUCAGGCAUAAAAACGGUGGAGGCAUUAAAAAAAUAAAAAGAAAAAAAGAAGAAUACAACACACUUACACAAGGUUAAGAUCAAAAAUUAUUUUUAAUUCCCAAUAUGAUAAAAAUAAUUCCAUGGAUUUUGUAAACCAUUGCAUAACUGCUGUAGUGUACAUAAAUGUUAACAAUUUUAAAUGAUACACUAUGAAUAAAACUUUUACGCAUUAUAAAUAAUAAUAAUAAUAAUCAUGUCUUACCUAAAUUUUAGUGAAGAAAAUCCAUUUUGAUCUUUAAUUCCAUCAAUACACUCAACUAUUCCAUGAAGAAGCCUCCACAGAUUAAAAC